AUGCCGAGGGACCACCGCUUUGUAAAUGAUGUGGAGCAAACCGGGGACCUGAAGGAGCGGAGGUAUUUUAUCAAUGUGUCCCUGUCGCCCGGGCAACCGCUCCUGGUGGCCCUGUCAGUCUUUCUCCGCCUGCCUUUCAGAGCCAAGCUGCUCCCACCCACACCAUGUGGCUAUGUGGCGGAACAGGUUAGGGCACUUAGGGUACCCAGGGAGGAGAGAGGCAAGCCAGGAGGGGCUGGGACAGCCAGGGCCAGGCCUUUGUCUCGUCCCAUCCCCAGGAAGCCUGAGAAGGGCGUCCAGUACCUCAUCGAACGUGGCUUUGUGCCUGACACGCCAGUGGGGGUGGCCCACUUCCUGCUGCAGCGCAAGGGCCUCAGCAGGCAGAUGAUCGGCGAGUUCCUGGGCAACCGACAGAAACAGUUCAACCGAGAUGUGCUGGACUGCGUGGUAGACGAGAUGGAUUUCUCUGCCAUGGAGCUGGACAAAGCUCUCCGGAAGUUCCAGGCACACAUCCGGGUCCAAGGGGAGGCUCAGAAGGUGGAGCGGCUCAUCGAGGCGUUCAGCCAGCGGUACUGCAUCUGCAACCCUGGGGUGGUUCGGCAGUUCCGGAACCCAGACACCAUUUUCAUCCUGGCCUUUGCCAUCAUCCUGCUCAGCACAGACAUGUACAGCCCCAACGUCAAACCUGAGUGGAAGAUGAAGCUGGAGGACUUCGUCAAGAACCUGUGAGGUGUGGACGAUGGUGAGGACAUUCCCCGGGAGAUGCUAAUUGGGAUCUAGGAGCGCAUUCGCAAGUGGGAACUGAAAACCAACAAGGACCACGUGUCCCAGGUGCAGAAGGUGGAAAAGCUCAUCGUGGGGAAAAAGCCGAUUGGAUCCCUGCAUCACGGGCUUGGCUGUGUGCUCUCUCUGCCCCACCAGCGGCUGGUCUGCUACUGCCGGCUCUUCCAGGUUCCAGACCCAAACAAGCCCCAGAAGCUCGGGCUGCACCAGCGAGAAAUCUUCCUGUUUAAUGACCUCCUGGUGGUGACCAAGAUCUUCCAGAAAAAGAAGAACUCGGUGAUGUACAGCUUCCGACAGUCCUUCUCCCUGUAUGACAUGCAGGCUCAGCUCUUCGAGAACCAGUACUACCCCAAUGGCAUCCGGCUCACAUCUGCUGUCCCCGGAGCAGACAUCAAAGUGUUAAUAAACUUUAACGCUCCCAAUCCUCAAGACCGGAAGAAGUUCACCGACUACCUGCGGGAGUCCAUCAUGGAAGUGCAGGAGAUGGAGAAGCACAGGAUAGAGUCGGAGCUCGAGAAGCAGAAAGGCGUCGUGCGGCCCAGCAUGUCCCAGUGCUCCAGCCUCAAAAAGGAGUAGCAAGGGACGCUGAGCCGAGCCUGCCUGGAUGACAGCUACGCCAGCGGUGAGGGCCUCAGGCGCAGCGCCCUCAGCAGCUCCUUGCGGGACCUCUCCGACGCGGGGAGGCGAGGGGGUCGCUGCAGUGUGGGAUCACUCGGGAGCAAUGUGGAAGGGUCCAUCAUUAGCAGUCCUCACAUGCACUGGAGAGCUACAUCAACACGAGAGUGUCCAUCUCGCCCACACCAGACUAUGCCUAACUCAUCCUCCCUCCUGGGCUCCUUAUUUGGGAGUAAGAGAGGGAAGCCCCCUCCCCAGGCCCACCCGCCCUCAGCCCCUCCCCAGCCACCCCCCCACCCACUGGGCCUGCCCCACGUGCAGCACUCUGGGGCCAGCCACCACCAGGGGCCUGCUGAGGGCCCACCGCAGGCCCAGGUGCAUGGGCACCAUGCCCAGUACUGCCACGUGCAGCAGAACCCGCCCCCCUACCACCACCACCACCACUACCACCCCCCCCAGCACAUCCAGCAUGCACACCAGUACCACCAAGGCCCCCACGGGGGGCACCAACCCUACGGGGCCCACGUGCACAGCCACCCACCGCUGCCCUCGACCCAUGACGGCCACCCGGGCCACACGGGCCACGGCCACGCAGCACACCACCACGGGCAGCCCCCCGCCCCGCCGCCCCCCACCAGCAGCAAGGCCAAACCCAGCAGCAUAAGCACAAUUGUGUAGACAGUCUGGGCAGGGCCCCAGACUGCCCCGGAACACCUGCACACCACACAGAGCCAUGCCCGGGGGUGGCCGGCCUCAGACCAGACCCAGGGCACCUCUGUUUCCACCUCUCCCCUUUGCUCCCCACGGCCUGGAUGGAGCCCUCUGAGCCCAUGGGGCUUGUGUUGCAGGAAACAAAGUUCAUGAUCUCACUUAGCAUUGGUGUCCUGGGUUCCAUCUACUUGGACCCAAGGGGUGGGCCUCGGCCACCAUCAGCCUUGAAAACGGUGCCACCGGCCAUGUAGAUGUUGAGCUGUCCCCCACCCCAAAGCAGCCCUCAGCUCUGCUCCCCAACUGUACACACAUAUGAAAACCCAGCCUAGGAAAAGAAGAAAUGAGACACUAAAACCAGAGACAGAACAAAACAAAACAAAAACAAAAACAAACCAAACUUGCUGCAUUUAUUGCUCUUUUAUUGACAAUGGGCAAAAAAUUAAGUA
Lynx canadensis (Canada lynx) is the source of this 2555-nucleotide messenger RNA. RefSeq names its product IQ motif and SEC7 domain-containing protein 1-like. The record is from RefSeq and is a predicted model, not a curated record. NCBI's taxonomy places the organism in Eukaryota, Metazoa, Chordata, Mammalia, Carnivora, Felidae. Gene Ontology annotation, molecular function: guanyl-nucleotide exchange factor activity. Gene Ontology annotation, biological process: actin cytoskeleton organization; regulation of ARF protein signal transduction.